CGGAGACGGAGAGAGAGAGACAGCAACAAAGGGAGGGAGAGUGACUGGAAGAGAGACUACAGCCAGAAAGUAUAUACUUUUCAACUCUAGGCACAAGGCCCGAAAUUUUUGUGGAGGGGACCAGUCGAUUAGAUCGACCCUAGUACUCAACUGGUACUAAAUUUAUCGGCACCGAAAGGCAAAGUCGACAUCGGCGGAAUUUGAACUUAGAACGUAAAGAGAAGCGAAAUACUGUUAACGUACACCGGUUUGCAACCAGGAAGAAUUGAAAGAUAAACAAGGCAAAGUGAAAGAAUAUUAUUGGGUCAUAAAUGUUCAGUGAAAAGUUGCUAAAAUGCCCACCCGAAUCGUAUACGAUCUAAAUGAAGAUAGCCAAUCUGCAGUUACUCAAGAAAAAUAUGAAGAUGUCACACCUGAGACUCACCCACUAACUAAUGAAGAUAAGAAAAAUACUAGUCCCCAAAUGCCUGACGCGAAAGAAGAUACACAUCGGUGCAAGUUUCAAAGUUAUCAAAGACGUACCUUUAAAAUCUUAUUUCCUAUUUGUCUUUUUGCUUUUGUGGUAUGCGUAAUAUUAAGUAUUAUAAUUUUUUCAAUGCAGCGGAAAAAUCUCUCAUUUCGUCCAGAAUCUCACUAUGCCUUGUUCCACCUGAAAACAAGUCAUUACACAGCAUCGGAGGAAGCUUCUUAUUUAAAGUGGGUGAAAGAUGAAGGCAACUUUAAAUUGGUUAAUGGAACUUACAUUUCUAUACCUCAAGAUGGGGUUUACCAAAUAAAUUGUGCAGUGCAACUGUACAUUCCGAAAAAUUCUACUGCAGCAGUUACUACCUUGGUGUUGGAAAGAAAAUAUAAUGGAAAACAUUAUGUGUUUAUGAAGAAAAGAGCCAGCUUUUUAAAUACACCAGAACAUGCCAUCAUACAAUUAUCAUUUCGAUACAAACUUGUAUCUAACAAUGAAAUCUUUUUGAAAAUAAACAAAGCGAGAUUUGUCAGGCCCAAUAUGCCCUCAAGCUACUUGUAUAUCACCAGCUUACAUGUAAAUAAUCUUUAAUAAAAUGUUAGUGUUGUGUUUAAAUUCUGAUCAGCCAUUUUCCUUUUGAUUCUUCUUUACCUUUGAUUAUAUAAAUCUCAAUACUUUGUCUGAAAUUCGAGGACAUUCAUGUAAGGAGAGAGAAUUUAUAAAGUCGUGAAUACUGAAGAGUAUUUCUAUUUGAAUGCAUGACUAAUCACUAACCCUACACUGAUAUGCAAGGGUUUACAGCCCACGUGAACCGGAGCAAAAUGAAACGAAACGUUUAGCUCACUAACACAAUACAUUGCCUGAUCUGGGAAUCGAAACUAUGAUUUCAUGAUCAUGAGAGUAACACCUUAACCGCUUGAUUGUUUUUCUCUUGUACUCUUUUACUCUUUUUUACUUGUUUCAGUCUUUUGACCUGUGGCCAUGCUAGAGCACCACCUUUUUAGUCGAGCAAAUCGACCCCAGGACUUAUUCUUUAGAAGCCUAGUACUUAUUCUAUCGAUCUCUUUUGCCGAACCGCUAAGUUACGGGGACAUAAACACACCAGCAUCGGUUGUCAAGCGAUGUUGGGGGGACAAACACACAUACAAACAUACACACACACAUACAUAUAUAUAUAUAUAUAUAUACAUAUAUACGACGGCCUUCUUUCAGUUUCCGUCUACCAAAUCCACUCACAAGGCUUUGGUCGGCCCGAGGCUAUAGUAGAAGACACUUGCCCAAGGUGCCACGCAGUGGGACUGAACCUGGGACCAUGUGGUUGGUAAGCUAGCUACUUACCACACAGCCACUCUGUUCAUGUUUUUAUGACGAUCUUGUAAUUCUUUACUGACUAAUAAAAAAGAAACAUUA
Molecule: messenger RNA, 1870 nt
Organism: Octopus bimaculoides (California two-spot octopus)
Lineage: Eukaryota; Metazoa; Mollusca; Cephalopoda; Octopoda; Octopodidae
Molecular function (GO): protein binding
Source: RefSeq, a predicted model, not a curated record